GAGCACAGCUUUUCCACAGAGCCAUAACUUCAUGUGCUGGAGAUUCUGCAAUGUCUGUGACUGGGAUCAAUGGCACAGAGAUUUUCAUCAUGAUGUGAAGAGGGAAUUAAACUCAGUUUUCUGUCUGAUAAACGUCUGGAUUCACUUCAAACUGAACUUGGAACAGUAAAUGCGCACUUUGUUUUUCAUCAUACGCUGUGUGUGGAUGUUCACGAUGGCUUUACUGUGGCUCUUUCUGUUGAUCAGAGGAAAUCUGACUGAAACUCUCUGAAAUACAAAGCUGAACGAUAAAGCGAAGUUUCACAGCUGUGAAGUCACCACUUGGACAGGCGGCUCAGGAUGAGAAGAUGGCAGCCAUACUGUUUCCACCGGGUCCUGACAGUCUACACCGGUUCACUCGUGAGUCCCUGGCUGGAAUCGAACAGCGGAUCGCUGAGGAACAGGCCCGGAAUGCCAAAGAGUAUCAGGAGGACCUGGGUGACGUGGAGCCGCCCAAGCCCCGGCCCGACCUGGAGGCCGGCAAGCAGCUCCCUCGAAUCUUUGGAGACAUUCCGUCUGGACUGGUGGGCGUCCCUCUGGAGGAUAUUGACUCGUUUUACUUCCAGAACAAGAGAACAUUUAUAGUACUGAACAAAGGGAAGGCCAUCUUCCGCUUUAGUGCCACUUCUGCACUCUAUAUCUUUAGCCCUUUUCAUCCUGUGAGAAGAGCGUCGAUAAGGAUUUUAGUACACUCUUUAUUCAGUCUUUUCAUUAUGUGCACUAUUUUGACCAACUGUUGUUUUAUGGCCAUGUCUGAACCAGCACAGUGGGCCAAAUAUGUGGAAUACACUUUUACUGGUAUUUACACGUUUGAGUCAUUGAUCAAAAUCCUGGCGCGAGGUUUCUGCAUCGGGCCUUUCACCUUCCUGAGAGAUCCGUGGAACUGGCUGGACUUCAGCGUGAUUGUUAUGGCAUAUGUUACUGAGUUUGUGGACCUGGGCAAUGUCUCAGCGUUACGGACAUUCAGGGUUCUGCGCGCGCUGAAAACUAUCUCAGUCAUCCCAGGUCUAAAGACUAUCGUUGGAGCUCUGAUUCAGUCUGUGAGGAAGCUGGCGGAUGUCAUGAUCCUCACCGUCUUCUGCCUCAGUGUAUUCGCUCUCAUCGGCCUCCAGCUCUUCAUGGGAAACCUGCGGCAAAAAUGCGUCCGCAGCACCGCACACUGUCUCAACACCACCAUACACUCAUACGACAACAGCACUUUCUUCUGCAAUAACAAAACCUGGUCCUCAAUGCAAGACUUCCUCAUUAAUGAAGAUAAUUACUUCAAAGUGGAAGGGGCUAAGGAUGCCUUAAUAUGUGGAAACGCAAGUGAUGCGGGGAAAUGUCCGGAUGGUUAUGAAUGUUUGAAGACAGGACGAAACCCAAACUACGGCUACACAAGCUUUGACACCUUUGGCUGGGCUUUUCUCUCGCUCUUCAGACUGAUGACUCAAGAUUACUGGGAAAACCUCUAUCAUCACACGCUACGGUCGGCAGGAAAAGCGUACAUGGUGUUUUUUGUGGUGGUGAUCUUUCUGGGUUCUUUCUAUCUGGUGAAUCUGAUCCUGGCUGUGGUGGCCAUGGCCUACGAAGAGCAGAACCAGGCCACCAUCGCUGAAGCCCUACAGAAGGAACAGGAGUUUCAGAUGGCCAUGGAACAGCUGAAGAAAGAACAGCAGCAGGCGGCUCAGAAAGCACAGGAAACCGAAUCUAUUUUGACCGAAAAUGUGUCGCCCUUCUUCUCACAAGACAACCGAGGGAAUCUGGACCGAAGGAAAAUCUCGAGGCCGAUGUCGGAGGGAACAGAAGAUUGCAGUAAUGACAAAAACGCAAAGCUGGACACUAUAGAGGGAAUGAAGACACGUUCUUUGUUGGUCCGAACUCUCUCCCUGCGGGCCAGGCGUGAAAGUCAGGUCAGCAUCUUUAAUUUUCGACCACCGCACAAGAACUCGGAGCUGGAUUUUGCAGACGACGAGUUUAGCAAUCAUGGAGAUUCAGACAGUCGGGGCGGAUCGCUGGCAUUGCCCUGGAACCGGCGGCGGACGAGCGCACAGAGUACCUGCAGUCACACCUCACAGUUUUUCUUUCCCAGUCUCAACAUCAACGGGAAACUGUUUGUCGCCAUCGAGCAGAACGGAGUCUCAGGUCAGGGGCCGGUGUCUCCUCUGCCAAUACCAGCGUGCACCAUGGAGAAGGUCAAAGAGGAAAGUGGACACAACUCCACCAAUGAACUGAGCAGUAUGCUUCUGCCCCAACUGCCCCAGGAGAGGCGAGACCGGGCCCUUAGUGCCACCAGCUACAUCACUGACGCCAUGGAAGAACUAGAGGAGGCUCAGCAGAAGUGUCACCCGUGCUGGUACGGUUUUGCACACAAGUAUCUGGUGUGGACGUGUUGUCCCGGCUGGCUGAAGUUGAAGGAAUGGAUGAAGAUUAUGGUGAUGGAUCCCUUUCUUGAUCUGGCCAUCACCAUCUGCAUCGUUCUCAAUACGCUCUUCAUGGCACUGGAACAUUAUCCAAUGACAGACGAGUUCAACAAGAUGCUGUCUGUGGGAAACCUGGUCUUCACUGGGAUCUUCACAGCUGAGAUGGUUUUAAAGAUCAUCGCUUUGGAUCCGUAUUUCUAUUUUCAGCAGGGCUGGAACAUUUUUGACAGUCUGAUUGUCAGUCUGAGUCUGAUGGAGUUGGGUUUGUCCAACGUUGAGGGUCUGUCUGUCCUCCGCUCCUUCAGACUGUUGAGAGUCUUCAAGCUGGCAAAGUCAUGGCCGACACUCAACACGCUAAUAAAGAUCAUUGGGAACUCUGUAGGAGCUUUAGGAAACCUCACGCUGGUGCUGGCCAUCAUCGUCUUCAUCUUCGCCGUGGUGGGCAUGCAGCUGUUCGGCAAGAACUACGAGUCUUGCGUCUGUAAGAUUUCUAAGGACUGUACUCUUCCUCGCUGGCACAUGAAGGACUUCUUCCAUUCGUUCCUCAUCGUGUUUCGGGUCCUGUGCGGCGAGUGGAUCGAGACCAUGUGGGAUUGCAUGGAGGUCGCCGGACUGCCGCUCUGCAUCCUUGUCUUCAUGCUGGUCAUGGUGAUCGGGAACCUCGUGGUCUUGAAUCUCUUCUUGGCCUUGCUCCUCAGCUCUUUCAGCGCCGACAACCUCUCGGCCCCGGACGAAGACGGCGAGAUGAACAACCUGCAGAUCGCCAUCGCCCGCAUCCAGCGCGGGAUCUUCUGGCUGCGACAGGUCCUCUGCGACUUCUUCAACGGGAACUUCAAGCGACGACGGCAGAAGGCCAAAGAGGCUAAAGCCAUGCUGAAGCUCAAACGUCUCAGCCAGCAGGCGCACUGGGCGGAGGGCAACGGGACGGCCGGAGUCAUCGAGCGAGGCGGCGAGGAUGACAGCUACAUGACCAAUCCUCACCUGACCAUCAGCGUACCCAUCGCGCCCGGAGAGUCGGACGUGGAGUUCCCUGAGGAAGAGGAGGAGGAGGAAGAGGAGGAUGCUAGCGAGAGCUCGGAAGAGGAGAGGGAGGAGCCUAAACCGAAGGAUGACACCAGCCUAUCAGAGGGCAGCACGAUUGACCUGAGGAAACCCGGCGAGGAAGAGGAUGAAUACUCUGAGAUGGCUGAAGAAGCUAUGGAGCCAGAGAACUGUUUUCCUGAUGUGUGCAUACGGCGGUUUCGGUGCUGUGACAUUAACACAUCUGAAGGUUUGGGACGAGCCUGGUGGCGUCUGAGGAAGACGUGUUAUCAGAUUGUGGAGCACAGCUGGUUUGAGACCUUCAUCAUCUUCAUGAUCCUCCUCAGCAGCGGAGCUCUGGCUUUCGAAGACAUUUACAUUGAACAGAGGAAAGUGGUAAAAGUGGUGCUGGAAUACGCAGAUAAAAUCUUCACCUACAUCUUUAUCUUGGAAAUGAGUUUAAAGUGGAUCGCUUACGGCUUCAGGAAAUAUUUUACCAACUACUGGUGCUGGCUGGACUUUCUGAUCGUGGAUGUGUCACUAGUCAGCCUUGUAGCAAACACGCUCGGUUACUCGGACUUCGCUGCCAUCAAAUCACUCAGAACGCUGAGAGCGCUCAGACCACUGAGAGCGCUGUCCAGAUUUGAAGGCAUGAGGGUGGUGGUUAACGCUCUGAUCGGCGCCAUUCCGUCCAUCAUGAACGUGCUGCUGGUGUGUCUGAUCUUCUGGCUCAUCUUCAGCAUCAUGGGCGUCAACCUGUUCGCCGGGAAGUUCGGCCGCUGCGUCAACCGAACGGGCUUCAUCUACAACUCCUCCUACAUCAACAACAAGACCGAGUGUCUGGCCUUGAACAGCACGCAGUACUACUGGACCAAAGUUAAAGUCAACUUCGACAACGUGGGAGCCGGGUACCUCGCGCUGCUUCAAGUGGCCACGUUUAAGGGUUGGAUGGAGAUCAUGUACGCCGCAGUCGACUCUCGAGCUGUGGAGGAACAGCCCAUUAAAGAGAACAGCCUGUAUAUGUACCUUUACUUUGUCAUCUUCAUCAUCUUUGGCUCCUUCUUCACUUUAAAUCUCUUCAUUGGUGUCAUCAUUGAUAAUUUCAACCAGCAGAAACGAAAGAUAAGGGGGCAGGACAUCUUCAUGACAGAAGAGCAGAAGAAAUAUUAUAAUGCUAUGAAAAAACUCGGAUCCAAAAAACCACAGAAACCAAUCCCAAGACCUCCUAACACAUUUCAAGGAUUCUUCUUUGACCUGGUCUCCAAACAAGCGUUUGAUAUCAUCAUAAUGCUGCUCAUCUUACUCAACAUGGUGACCAUGAUGGUAGAAACCGAUGAGCAGUCUCCUAACAUCGAGUACAUCUUAUACUACAUUAACCUGGCCUUCAUCGUCGUCUUCACCACCGAGUGCAUCAUUAAAAUCAUCGCUCUGCGCCAUUACUACUUCACCAUCAGCUGGAAUAUCUUUGACUUUGUGGUUGUCAUUCUCUCCAUUGUGGGUAUUGUCCUCGCAGACAUCAUUGAAAAAUAUUUUGUGUCGCCCACGCUGUUUCGAGUCAUUCGAUUGGCUAGAAUAGGACGGAUCCUUCGACUCAUCCGAGGGGCCAAAGGAAUCAGAACGUUGCUCUUUGCUUUAAUGAUGUCAUUGCCUGCAUUGUUCAAUAUCGGUCUUCUGCUUUUCCUCGUCAUGUUCAUCUACGCCAUCUUCGGCAUGGCCAACUUCGCCUACGUCAAGAAGCAGGGCGGCAUCGACGACAUGUUUAACUUCGAAACUUUCGGCAACAGCAUGAUCUGCCUCUUCCAGAUUACCACCUCGGCGGGUUGGGACAACUUACUCAGUCCCAUACUGAAUAACUCGCCUGAGGAAUGUGAUCCGGAUAUACCGCACACAGGCACCAACGCCCGCGGGAACUGCGGAAAUCCCUCGGUGGGCAUCACCUUCUUCGUAACCUACAUUAUUAUUUCUUUCCUCAUCGUGGUCAAUAUGUACAUUGCGAUUAUUUUGGAGAAUUUCAGCGUGGCGACGGAGGAAAGCACCGAACCGUUGAGCGAGGACGAUUUCGAGAUGUUUUACGAGGUUUGGGAAAAGUUCGACCCGGAAGCCACGCAGUUCAUCGAGUACUCCAAGCUCUCGGACUUUGCGGACACGCUCUCCGAACCGCUCCGCAUUGCCAAGCCCAAUAAAAUCAAACUUAUUUCCAUGGACCUCCCCAUGGUGAGCGGAGACAAGAUACACUGUUUGGAUAUCUUAUUCGCUUUCACCAAACGCGUACUGGGUGAGUCGGGCGAAAUGGACGCCUUGAAACAGCAGAUGGAGGAGAAGUUCAUGAUGGCCAACCCGUCCAAGAUCUCCUACGAGCCCAUCACCACCACCCUGAGGCGUAAACAAGAGGAGGUGUCCGCCAUCGUGAUACAAAGAGCGUACAGGAGACAUCUAAUGAGGCAGCAGAUGAAACAAGCCUCAUUACUCUACCGUCAGAUCAACACGCCCGGCACCGCCAAAGACGACGACGUCACGCCGGGGGACGAGGGACUCGUGGCCUCCAUGAUCCUGGAAAACUAUGGACCCGAAGUCGAGAUCACGGAGACGUUGUCGUUGACGUCUUCGCCCCCGUCGUACGACAGCGUGACGAGAGCCACCAGCGAACUUUUCCAAGCUCUUAUGCCGGAGGCCAGAAACACGGACCUGAGCGAAACUUUUCCUUCACCGGACAGAGACCGCGAGACGUUUCUGUGACGGACCAGGCGGACCCCGUUUCUUUUUGUUUACCGAAUGUAACGUACUGUAGUUCAAAUCAUACAUGUGGUUGUGCGUUUUGUAAAAAAGAAAAGCGGUUUGAAUACACAAAAGAGGAACGAGCACUGACAUGCUCAUGAUGCACACGCUCACAGUUUGAUGAAUACAUGAAUGAGAUAACCAUGGAGGUGAUUAUAUCAGGCUAUAAUAAUCCCAAACACAUCAGCCUGACAGUAAGGUCUUACUUAAUUCGGCUUUUGUAGAAGAAGAAAUCAGGACUGUGAUCCUAUAGUGCUACAUCCGUGUCAAUGUCAUAGGUUCAUAAUUCAUGUCAUUUGGGGACACAUGACGAUUACCUCUUUCUAUUUGUCGCUAGCGAUGAAAAACGGUGUGGUGAGACUUCAGAAUUUUUGCUGGUUUGGACUAAGAGUAUUUGCUCUUUUUGUUGGCAAACGAUAUUUCGCUUUUGUUCCCAGGUGUCGAUACAAGGUGCAGUAACCAGUAAAAGACAAUCAGACGUGCACCGGAUCCCAUCACACGCUUAAAACCUCUUUGUCUUUACUUAUUUUUAGCAAAAGACAGCACAUGCUCAUUUAUUAUUGGUUUCUAUUGUGAAGUAUUUAUUUUGCAUGUAAAAAAAACUGCAUGGAGGCAUAUAAAGAUAACCACUUUCUUUUUAAAGCCGAAAAAAUUGUUUUGCACACUAUACGUUCAGCAAUAAUUUGAUACGUUUAGGUAUAAAUGGUAAAGAUAAUAUUUAUUGGAAUUAAAAAGGUGUCAAAGUUUCUACUGUAACGGCUUUCGGCUGUAACUGUGGCUUACAUUACUAGUGAAGAAUAUAGCACAUGUGUUUUUCUAAUUCAGACGUACGAUGAGAUAUCAGUCCGCUUGAACGCACAGUUCACUCGGGUUGGCAGGUUUGGUGAAGGGCUGUUUUAUGUAGCAAUAGUUCCCAAGUGUGCCUGAUAGAACUGAAACCUCCUGUGUUUAUCAUUCAACUUUCAGUAAUGCAUUUGAUCCUUUUGUAAAUCAUUACACCAUAAAUGCCAUCAAACUGAGAAACGGCCAUUGACUGAUCUUUAUGAGAAUAUAUGACGAUGAUGAUGAUGAUGUUUCUGUAUGUCAUGUUUGUAUGGUGACGAUAGAUUGUGCCAUUAUUACAGUACGUACUAGUGAUGCGCGGGUCAGGGAUUUUUCCCUUUUAGGAAAAUAUUUGGUCCGCCUGCACACUCUUUACUGUUUACAACCCACACCCGUGACUAUUAAAUAGACAAAAUAGGUCUUGUAAUGUAAAUGAAAACAGGCUUUAUUUCAGCCUCAAAGUGCUUGAAAGCAGACAUUAAAUGACAUCGCCUACACUGCAAAAAAUGACUUUCAAGAAAAAAGAUUCUUAGUAUUUUUGUCUUGUUUUCAGUAAAAAUAUCUCAAAAUUCUUAAAUUAAGAUGCUUUUUCUUGAUGAGCAAAACGACCCAAGAAAAUAAUUCUACUUUUUAGACCAAAAAUAUCACAUUUAAGUAAUUUUGUGCAUAAAAUAAGCAAAAAAUCUGCCAAUGGGGUAAACAAAUUUUACUUGAAUUUAGUGUUUAAGAAAAAUUGUCAAGAUUUGGCAGAUUUUUUUGCAUGUUUUACAACAAUACUAAGAAUUUUUUUUUCUUGAAAAUCAUUUUUGCCGUGUAAAUAUCUAACAUUUCUUAAAUUAAGAUGCAUUUUCUUGAUUUGCAAAAUGACCUAAAAAAGUCGAGUUUUUGGAGAAAAACAAGCAAAAAAUCUGACCAAUGGGGUAAGAAAAAAACUUUUUUCUUAAACACUUAAUUCAAGAAAAAUGUUCUUACCCCACUGGUCAGAUGUUUUUGCUUGUUUUAAGCACAACUUCACUUAAAUUUGAUAUUUGUUCUCCAAAAACUCGACUUAUUUUUUUUCUCUGAAAAAGUCUCUUCAUUUAAAUAAUCUUAAUUUAAGAAUUUUUAGAUAUUUGUACUGCAAACAAGACAAAAAUACUAAGUAAAGAAUGUCAUUUUUGCAGUGUAUGAACCAUAGAAACCAGCCUGGUCAUCUUCAUAACAAGAUAGGAUAAUGAUAAACAUUUUCAACAUUUACAAAGUGUUUGUUGCAACUAUUUCUAAGAAUGGGUCCCAAACAUUAGAUUUAGCAGCUUGACCUUAAUGUUAAUUCUCAACCUUUAUUUCUCUCAUACCUCGUCUUCCAUCUUUUAUUUCUCCAUUUAUUUUGUUUUUGUGGCUUUCAUGACGUGAAGUCAAAGGUUUGGGGACAUCACACAAGUUAGGUUAGGUUUCUACACGACACAUUGUAACGUAAUCAAAGAUCCAUAAUCAAAUGUAAAACUAUAUAUUCCCAAAUAUUUAAUAGGCUAUAGGGAAUUGCACACAACAUACGAAGUUUUUUUAUUUUAAUUUUAAUAAAGUGAGAAUUUCUUUACCCGCCCCACCCAGCCGGUUAUAAGAUGACCCACACAUCACUAGUACUACAGUUAUUCUUUCUACUCCACAGUAAAACCGUAGUAAACAUUGAGGGAAUAACACUGAAAAACAUGUCUUAUGUUAAUGGUGGAAAUAACUCAUCUAUUUUGGCAGAAACUGUGAUUCCCGCCGUCAUUUUAAAAGACUUUAAUCCUAUCCAAUAUAACAUCACAUGUGAUGCAAGCAAACCACUGGAGUCCUGUCUAGACUUUAAGACACCGUGAUUUGAUUUAUCCUUGAGUUUAACAUUAGUAAAUGAUUUCAGUCUACGAUAAUAAUACGAUCAUUUAAAUCUUCUGUAUAUUUUAUUAUGAUUGAAAGAGUAUAUGUGUGUGUUAAGUGAGACAGGUAAAUAAAAGUAUCAGAUGUCUCUGUGUAGAUGUACAGAGCUCACGUGUAAUUUACAGGACACACAAGAUCACAACCCCUCAUUAUUCAUCCAAUACGAUUCGUUUUAUAGUCUGAGAGUCAAUAAAUACAUGAAGACAUUUCUUCCUCUCAGUGUUGAGUUUAGAGAUUGCUUGCAUUGCAUUUAGUGACUGACGUGCUGAGGACGGCACAUUUCAUUUGACCCGAGUAAAUGACCCAAACCAUUUCACCAAACAUUUCUUCGCUGGUGACUUAACCGAUCAACACUAACUUGUUCAACACAUUUAUAAAAGUCAAGCAGAACUGCAGUUUCUCUGUAAGUUGCUCUGGUUUUAUAAUAAGCAGAAUAUUUAAUAGGUUGUUUCUUGUUUAAUGAAAUAUUAUGGAGUUGAAAUAUAAACACUUUUAAUGGCACUUAAUUUGGGUUUAAACAGACUUCUGUCUAAAUGUAAAUGAAUGUCACUGAUAAACAUCUAUGUCCAUUAAAACAAAACUAACAGAAAUGAUAUCAGACUCAUGUGAACAUCACGAGCAUUGUUGUAAAGACAUGAAGGUAAAAACAUGAAAUAUUUUGCAUUAUUCAUUUAUAUCCUCACUGUACUUUUUUGAUGAUCUAUCAUUGCAUCAAAAUCCAAAGAUAACCUUUUAAUGUCUUUUUCACAGUCCUGUUUUAUUUCUAACAGCUUCAUUUCACCAUCCAGCUACGGCCUGAUGAAUGAAACCAUGCAGGUCACGUUUUCUGUUUCAUAAACGUCAUCAUAAUACAGAAGUUGGAUGUGUUGUUGACUUAAAUGAAAUGAAAGCGUGCACAUCAUUAGGGUUUAACUCAACAUGUAUGAAGAAUAUUAUGUGAUGUGAAGCGAGUCAUUCAGUACUGAGAAGUGAACUGCAGCUCGUGUUUCUUCACUUUCACAGACGUCUCUGUAG
Molecule: messenger RNA, 9971 nt
Organism: Paramisgurnus dabryanus
Lineage: Eukaryota; Metazoa; Chordata; Actinopteri; Cypriniformes; Cobitidae
Gene: scn5lab
Product: sodium channel, voltage gated, type V-like, alpha b
Biological process (GO): membrane depolarization during action potential; neuronal action potential; sodium ion transmembrane transport
Cellular component (GO): voltage-gated sodium channel complex; plasma membrane
Molecular function (GO): voltage-gated sodium channel activity; protein binding
Source: RefSeq, a predicted model, not a curated record